CGAAAUAACCAACAAGAAAUGUCAGAACUUCGUAGCCAUCUAUUGACACAUAUCCAAAUUAAAAUGAAAAUGUUCCUCCUUGAUAAUUUGCAGAAAGUAUUUAUUGUGAGACGAACGGCAAAUUGACCUGCAUGAGAGUGUACAAUGACUAAGCAAAUUUUUCCUGAAAGCGUAAAAGGUAGAAGAAAAUCGAAGCCUCGGUGGCUACUCGACGUUGGAACUUGAAAAAUUGUGUGGAGGUGGAUACGUAUGGAUGGAAAACGAUCUAUAAAAAUGGAUCCUUUGUCACCUGGCCCCUGUUUAGAUAUUAGUGAUGAUGAGCUGGUAACUAUAUCAGUAAGAGAUCUAAAUAGGCAACUUAAAUUACGCGGUCUAUCAAGAGAAGAAAUAGUACGUAUGAAACAACGUAGACGCACAUUAAAAAACAGAGGAUAUGCAGCCAGCUGCAGAAUAAAGAGGAUCGAACAGAAGGAUGAGUUGGAAUCAGAAAAAACACAAGAAUAUCGGGAUAUGGAAGCUAUGCAGGAAGACAACAAUCGUAUGAGAGAAGAAAUAGAAUCUUGGCACUCAAAGUAUCUAGCAUUAAAAAAAUUUGCAGCAGAAAAGAAGAUUCAUAUUCCACCAGAAUUAGAGACUAUUUAAAAUUGAAUAAUGUUCCUUGUACUGGAAGGUAAUAAAAUUAUUGGAUUUCACAUAGUCCUGCACAAAAGUUGCAUAAUGUAAAGGAAUUACAUUAUUAUGUCUAAAUGCUGGUUAUGUGAAAAAGAUUAUAGUGCACUUAAAUAUUGUGCACAUAAUAGAUUAGAUGUAAAAUGACAAGAUGAAGAAGCUACGAUUACUAAUAUACAAUAUCAUAUGCUACUUAUAUGUGAAUAAUUUUUACUUGUAUUAAAAGUUGAAUGUUUUUACAUAAACUAUUUCACUAUAUUUGUUAUUUCCUUACAAGCCUUUUCAUUAAAUACGGAUCUUGUUUAAUAAAAAA
Nomia melanderi (Alkali bee) is the source of this 982-nucleotide messenger RNA. It is a transcript of the gene maf-S, whose product is annotated as MAF bZIP transcription factor K. NCBI's taxonomy places the organism in Eukaryota, Metazoa, Arthropoda, Insecta, Hymenoptera, Halictidae. Gene Ontology annotation, cellular component: nucleus. The record is from RefSeq and is a predicted model, not a curated record. Gene Ontology annotation, biological process: regulation of transcription by RNA polymerase II. Gene Ontology annotation, molecular function: DNA-binding transcription factor activity, RNA polymerase II-specific; RNA polymerase II cis-regulatory region sequence-specific DNA binding.